Messenger RNA from Triplophysa rosa, 8549 nucleotides. It is a transcript of the gene trim66, whose product is annotated as tripartite motif containing 66. Lineage: Eukaryota; Metazoa; Chordata; Actinopteri; Cypriniformes; Nemacheilidae. Gene Ontology annotation, molecular function: protein binding; zinc ion binding. The transcript is spliced from 16 exons. The record is from RefSeq and is a predicted model, not a curated record. The coding region runs from base 3305 to 6649 and encodes 1114 amino acids.
UGCGCAACGCGGGGUGCGUAUCACGACAAAAUAGAGGAGCGGGUGGACUGAUAACGCGAUCUCGUCCGUUAUAACUUUGAUUACAUGCACUAUUUUAAAUAUUUUAUAUAUAUAAUAGAUUUGGCGGAAGACUUACACUGAAAGUUGUGCGUUUAGACUAUAGAUGCAUGCUCGGUUUUGCCUUUGACAGUUUCAGUGCUGAAGCAGUUAAGGUAAUAAAAUUAUAAGCGUAUAAAGAUGAAUACAGUCUCUUGGGGUUGAAAGUCUUUUCUAAUGAGGAUAUAUGAGGCCAUUUUAGACACGAAGCAUUGCUGAAAUCGCUAUAAUCAUCCAGCCGACGAGGAGGAGGUGGAGGAUUUUGGAUUUGUGCCUCUUCAAGAGAAGCAAGGUGCGGUUCAAACUAUUAUUAUGUAUGCAUGCAUUCAUCAAUAUUUUAUUUUUCAUCGCCAUUCUGAUUAUGUUUAAUAACGCUCUGUAUUGCGGUAUUAAGCAAAGAUGUUGAAACGUAUAUAUAGGCAGGUUGCGCAGGAUUUUGUGGAGUCCCAUCCCAUCUGUGAGGUGCACGAGAAGAUUCUCCCAAAAACGCAGAGGUCUAGUGCGCAUUCUCACAUUACAGCCCAACUAACGCAUGUACAUUUAUCUUUUAGAGGUUUUCUUCCGAAGCUUUAUUAGACGAGGACAGGUAUUUAAACAGUAUUUUUAAAGUAUGGAUAAAUAAAUCCAAAAUAAUGCCGUGCAAAAUAAAUCUGUAAACAGAUAUUUGUUUAGCUGGAUUUUUAGUGAAAUCUCUUUGUGUAGAAUUCACUUCGAAGAGUUUUGACAUUUGGAAGGAAUUUCUUGUUUUCACAUUCACUCGCCAACUAGAGAUAACAAGCAGCCAACUCAGAACGUGACAAAUGUUAAAUUGACACAUUUGUAUGACAUAUUGUGAAAAUAUGACGAUUUUUUGGACACCAUGUUGAGUGAUCUUGAUGUCCAGCAAGAGACAGACUGCUCUGUUUGUUCUGUAAAGCCAUGUUUUAUGCUAGAUUAUCAUAGUCACUUCACUUAAUCUGUUCUGUACCAUUUAUCUCUGCACAUCAGCAUACAGCAUAAUGGAGAAAAAACUGUAUUUAAAUGAAUGCCUGUUAAGUUUUAUUUAAAUCCAAAUGAUACUUGUUUUUGUAAUGCAUAAUUUGCAUUUAUGUUAAUAAUGAACUUAUUACACUAGCAUAUUUUUUAGUUUCCGAGAGAAAACACGGCCUCUGUAACUUUAGAAGUGUGUGCAUGAUGAGGCAGUUUUGUUUGUCAGUAUGUUUUCACACUACAUCAUGUGAUUUCAGGAACUGUUUGGUUGUAGCUUGUUUAAUAGGAAGUGCAUCAUUGUGAUAAACCACAGCUGAAUGUUUUGCAUCUCAUUGCACUAAAUGUCAAGCUGCUUUACACAUAUAUAACUUAUUUAAAGGUUAUUUUUGACCUUCGUUGUUUUGUGCGUUUUUAAGUAGCAAUACAUGUAGACACUGAAUUAAACAAUCAGUGGUUAAAAGUUGCCAUUGACCUUCACUUGUAGUACGCCUAGACACCAUGAAUUGAACAGUCGGCGGUGAAAAGUUGCCAUUCCCUUGUCAUGAUCCCAUAAGCAUGAUCUUAAUGGAUGUUACUAAGGUGUUCUUCCAGGGGAGGAACCUCCUCUCAAGUUUCUAUUAAUGUACUUUCUCUGGAGAUGGUUGUGCUUGCUCAGGCAGAAAGAUGCUCAUGCUGAAUUCACUUAGAGGAGAAAAGGAGUCAUCCCUGGCAGUAGGAAGAAAGAGAGAGAGAGCAUGAGCUUUCUGUUUUAAAAGCUAAAUGGAUGGGUAUGAAAGGCAAAGGCAGCAGUGUGGAGAUGCAGGCACGCCUGUCUGCCCAAAGAACAAGAGAAAGAAUGGCUGGGUUGACUAAUUGUGUUUUAAAGUGGGUCUGUGGGUACACAAUAGGGAAUCAGAUGGUUUUUAAGAUCCCCAGUGCAGCUCUAGAGGAUGAGAGAGUUGUCAGAUUUGUAGGUCAGGCUGCAGGGGUUGUUGUCAGGCAGACUCGCAGCAGUAGAGGUGCUUUCAUAUGGAGGGAUUUGCAUGACACUUAUCAUUUCUGUUAUAUUUUAAUUAGGGUUACAUACGCUUUCAUUAGUUUACAACCCCCCUGCACCCCUUCCUUUUCAUUUAUGUAUAAGUUGUGUGGUACCCGGUGAAACUGCAAGCAAAGAUUUUGGGAACCUCGUAGCUAGAGGAAGUGAGAUAAGAUCGUAAUUGAUUUCACACUUUACAGGGCAUUGUGCAAGCACAUCUUUAUUCCCAUCUGAUCUUUGGAGAAGGCUGACCCGGUUUCACUGUGUUAGGUGGGAGCGGGCCGAUCCGGAGGGACCUGUCCCUUACUGGCGCUGAUCUAAGGUUGUGAGGAAGGAGGGCACGAAACGUGUCCCCUCAUCCCCGAUCCAUCUCGCACCCUUGCCGUGCGAUUCUCUUAAAUAUUUGUAGGUCAUCCCGCACCUCUCCCCUUCCAUUUUUGGCGAAAAGGGCUGCCGGGGAUAUUUUGUCCCAGAAAAAAAAUAAUUAUCAGCCAGCCCUCCCUAAUUCUCAAUGAUUAUGAACAGGCUUAUUUAAGACGAAGGAUCAUGGUGGCUCGUGGUGGGAUGCACGUUGGAUUGAAACAGCUACGGGAAGUUGACAAGGAGUGCUACCCGCUGGCCACGGCUGAGGGCGUACAGGGCAGAGAGCUCGGGAGUCUGCUCCGCUGGGGUUAAAGUGUGCAGUGUGCACUACUUCCUGCCGCAGGUAGAGCUGUCACAGUGCAGUGCCGAGCUGUGUCAGACACUUGCUGUGUCCUUGCCUCACUGCUGCGAGAGCUGGAUAUCGCAAUCUUUCUCACGCGCGCGCCUAGGAAUCGUGUGUCCUGCCACCACCAUGGAGAAGGUAAGACGAUCCUGCGCUGUUGUCAGAUAAUGGAGUCAGUGUGUUUAAAGUUUACGAAUUGUCUUUGGGCUUGACAGUGGUUUGUUGUGACACACGACACAUGAUGUGCUGUGUGAAAAAUGCAUCUUUGGAAUAUGAAUAUUUUUGGCAUCCAUUUUACGAGCAGCUUUGCUCUUUUAUAACUAAUUAUGCAAGUGCCGACUACAAAAUGAACACUUUCACAGUAUUGGUGCUUUUGUAAUGAUAAUGAUUGUGUAAAAUAUUGAUUUAUACUCAAGCAGUUUAAAACCAUGAAAGAUGCUAAGCCUGUUCAGAUCUCCUUGAUCUGUGAUUGUGGCAAGCUCGUAUGACACCAACUCAACUGAUCCCAUUGUUGCUGAAUGCAAAAAAAGAUGCGGAUUUUGAAUGCUUGUCUGCUUGUGCUUCAGUGUUGUUCCGAGUGCUCAGAGCCCAGAAUGGCACAGAGCUUGUGCACCUUCUGCAACAAGUGGCUGUGUUUCCAAUGUACUGACCUGCAUCAGCACGAGAGGACCUCCACUCAACCCGCCGACCUGCAGCAUCAGCAGAGAGACCCUCCAUCACCAUCAGAAAUAGGAGCCGGUUGUUGCAGGCAGGCUGUUGUCAUGUGUCCUCUCCAUAAACAGGAGCCUUUGGAACUCCUCUGCGAAACGUGCGACCUCAUGGCCUGCAGCAUCUGUCACCUGUCCGCUCACAAAGACCAUCGGCUGGUGCACGUAGGGAAGGCACUACAAGACCAGCGCUGGCUCCUGCAGAACCUCAUGGCGCGCGUGGAGGAGAAGAGAUCAGCGGUGGAGCGCACGGCCAAACAGGUCCAGGGCAGGCUCCACGGUAUAAAGAUCACGCAGAGGAAGGCGGAGAACCAGAUUAAAAUGGCAAAGAUGAUUAUGAUGAACGAGCUUAACAAACGGGCCAACCUAUUAAUAGAACAACUGGAGAGUAUCUCCAGUGACUUCAAGCAACGUCUGGAGGACCAGCUGCAGGGGGCCAUAGAGCUGUGCAGCCAGCUGGAGCACGUGCAAAACUUCAUUACCUGGGCUACGGCCCACAACAGACACAAUCCACUGCUUUUCAGCAAAGAGCUGAUUGCUCUUCAGAUGCAGCAAUUGCUGGAGCCACUGAUGCUGUCAGAAUCCUGGGCCCCAUUGAAAAUCAAGUUCAACUGGGAUGCCAGUUUCUGGACCAAACAGAUGUCCACUUUAGGUCAGCUGGUGGUUGAGGGCGGAAGUCGUUCGUACACUGAGAUCGUCGGUCACCCCAGUAUCCUGCGACCUCAGCCUGUUCCUUGCAUAGCCAUGCCUCCUCUGUGCCACGCGGUGCGGGAACCUGGCUGUGCCUACCAGACCUUCUGCCAGCCCCAACUCUGCUGCCUUCACUGCAGACCUACCCAGUCGGUUCCUUUGGACAAGUACUCUGUAACCCUGGACAAAUACCCUGCUCAGUGUCCUCACGGCAACAGUCGGAGCUCCCCUCCAUCCCUCCACAGCUGUUGGGAGGCUGACGCAUCUGUCCCUGUGCACCCAUCCGGAGCUCAGCCCAUACAGCAGUCCACCUCUCACUGUGGAUCUGACCCUGUCCCGCAUGGAACCAGCUCUGCUUUGCAUCGCCAACCGACGGUAUCCAAGAGCCGCCCGCUGGCCGAACCGCUCCCUGCUGAUCAGAAUGUCACCGAUGCGAUAAGAUCUGAGCCCUGUGGGAAAGGACAAACAGCGGCAUCCAGAGCAGCUACAUCGCCAGAACCAUCACCAAACAGAGACCCUCUGCAGGUCCAGAAUCAGACGACCACAGAAACCAGCAACCAAGCCAUGGUUGAACUGCAGCCUAUAUUUGAUCGUAUCGAUGAUGGCAGGAGGUCCUCGGCUCCGGAGAUGUAUCCGCUGGCUCACGGCCGGGAAGGUGAUGGCCAGAGCCAUACCGCUACAGAGACGACGACCGGGUCUCAAAGCAGCCCGGCAGGACCCAGAGGAGCUCUUAAGAAGCCCUCUAAAGAUAGGCCGAGCAGAGAGGCUCAUAGCCUGGCAACAGUGACUGGGGACCAGGGAUGUAUGAUCUGCCCACGGCUCAUAGAGACAGAGGAUGGUGCUGAGAUCAUCCCAGGACCUCAGCGUUCAAGCGGUCACAGUGAAUCUUCUCUGACCACAUACAAGUCUGAGCCAGAUAAUGUGUAUGCAUAUGCCUAUGAAAAGAAAAGAAAAACUAGAAAGAGAAAGAGAGUAUCAAGAGAAGAUAUAGACAACAGUGACAAAGAAGCUUCUGAUAGUUCCAAGGUUCCAGUUGUGUGCCUUGAGAGACUCAAGAUCCUGGUAUCAAGACAUCCACCACAGAGCCAUCAGAAUACAGACCUCUCAUCAGAAACCUCUGAGUCUGGACUGAAACCUGAAAGAAGGGUGUUAGAGAGAGAAGCACCUUCUCAGGAAAUAUUGAGCCAGGAGUCAGGUCAGACAGGGGACAGCGUGCUGCCCGCAGAGCAGCCUUCAUCUGAACAUUUGCAUAGCUGUGGAUCAUCUCACACCCCUGAGGUUUCUCAUCCUGCCGUGCAUGAAUUACACAACAUAAACCAAGAGUCUGAGGUUCUGUCCACCUCCAGUGAUGCCGACCCUGCCCUACAACCUGACACAGAAGAGAUUCACUCUGAUCCUGAUCCUCCAUCUGAACCCAGAUCAGUGCCAGAUUCUGACUUUCAAACUGAUUCCACAACAGAGGCUGAACUGGGCUUAGAUGCAGAUGAGGAAUCAGAGCUCCAUCCGGAAUCAGAGCCAAGCGCUGAAUCCGAACUUCAAGCAGAAUCGGAGUCAGAUCUGGUGUCCGAGCAGCCUCCCGAAUCGGUGCUCUCGACUUCUGAACAGGAGCUCGAAUCAGAUCCAGAGUCCACAGCUGAAGUGACUCUGAACCUUGAGUCUGAAUGGGAGCCGGAGCAGGCCGUCCUCCCGCCCGCCACCAGCCCUGAGACAGUAUCAAAUGCUGCUGCUGAACCCGAGCCUACGGAGGAAAGACCUGAGAUCGAAAAUGAGGACUUCUGUGCAGUCUGUCGCAUUGGAGGAGACCUUCUGUGCUGCGACCGCUGCCCCAAAGUCUUUCACCUGUCGUGCCACGUGCCCCCACUGCACAGUUUCCCCACAGGCGACUGGAUUUGUUCCCUGUGCUGGGAUGUGGAGCAGCCAGAGGUGGAAUAUGACUGUGAGAAUGUGCAGAUGUCCACAGGCACGGUGCCAUAUGGACUGUCGGCAUGUGACCAGAGGAAAUGUGAGAAGUUGACGCUGAUGAUCCUCAGCAACAUUCUCAGUGCACCGUUUCAUGAACCUGUCAGCCCUCUGGCACGUCAUUAUUAUCAGAUCAUCAAAAAGCCCAUGGACUUGUCUGUCAUUCGGAACAGGCUCAACAGUAGCAGCCACAUACACUAUCAUUCCCCUAAAGAGUUUGUGGCUGAUGUCCUACUGAUGUUCAAAAAUUGUGGCAAGUUCAACUACCCGGACUCAGAGGUAGCUCAGGCAGGAUGCAGUCUGCAGUCAUUCUUCAUCUCUAAACUAAGGGAGGUCUUCCCACAUCUGAGAUGCCCUGUGCAGGAGGAGGAGAACUCAGACAGCGAGGAUUACGAGGAGCUGGAGAGAGCUGUUGUGAGCGGAUUCCCCUGGCCGGAGAGAAAGGAGCAGAGCCACAGGAAGAGGAAGAGGAGACCGUCUCUCAACUGGAGGAAAAAUCACUACUAGUCGUGCCUCUAGUUUGUAAAGAGACAUUAACAGCAGUUACAUCACUUUUUUAAGAUUCGGGUUAAAAUUCUGUACAGUACUAUGUGCUCUUUCUGCAGACUAUCUAAUUCUUAACACAUUAUAACCAGUUCUAAUUCAUGUUUUUUGCUGUAGCUGUGUUCACAUUAAGCCUAUACUGUAUCUCCAGACUUUGUCAAAGGUCUUGCACUAGUGCGUGUUUUAAUGCCUAUAUCAAAUUGCACAUUCAGUUUGAUAGCUGACUGGUUGCUGGCAACUGCUACUUAGUCAAUAUAGAGAGGCAAUGUUAAUAAUUAAUAGUGUAUAUUUGGUUAAUAUAUCCUCUGUCUUUUUAUCUGAAAAUCCCUUUUACAGAGAUAUAGUACCAUUGCCAACUGAUGUUUUAAUUGACCUGUAGAGGGAGCACUUCAUAUAGCCAGGGGCAACACAUUAGUUCAUAUUGGACUUUGGUAGAGUAUAGGUACAUAAUGUGAUACCCAUGGACCCGUCCUAGAAGGCAAGGAGAGUAAUAUUACACAGUUGCUCCUGUAUGUGAUGUUUUGGAUUGAUCUGAUGUUCACUGAGAGAAAUAUCCAAUCUUAUCACAAGAAUCAUUUUAAUAUCCUUUUAUGUUCUUCUGUGUGGCUCACAAACAGGUUAAUUGUAUCUCUUUUGACUUUUGUUAAACUGCUGUUAAUUGCUUAAAUAGCUGUGCAGAAUAAUGUUAAGUCUUUCUCUAAUGCUAUUUCCUAUCUUUUACAGAAUUGUCAGGAUUUAGUCAGUUAUAAUGGUGUAAAUAUGGUAUGGAAAAAUGUUUUUUCCCCUUGCUGUACAUAACAAUCAGCAUCACAUUUUGCUUUCUUUGUCUGAUGGCUUUAAAAUCACUAAACAUCUUUCUUUCUGUUUUUAAAGCUGUUUUGCAUAUGGUUUAUAUGAAUGUAAAAAUCUGUUAUUGUUUUAAAAGUAUUUUUCUGCUUUAUCACCAAUCGCCCGAGAGUAGUAAUUAGAAGUUGUUUUUAUUCACCUUGUUUUAUUGCAAAAUCACCAUGCAAGGAAUUAACUUCAGAAAAACAUCUGUAAUAUCUUUAGGCUAUAUGUAACACACACACGUUACAUUGUUAUUAUUAUUACGAAGACUUUCCAUUGUGUUUUUGGGUUUUAUGAUUUUUAUAAUGACCUAAUGAUAUUUUCUAACCCAAGCACUAAACCUAAAAGGUAAUCUUCAAUUUAGAGGUGUUUCGAACAAGUCUGAUGCUUGGCUCGUAUAUGGCUCAGCUUGGCAAGCUAAAACUAUGCCUCAUUUCAACGAAUCUGUUACAGGCCGGUUCCAACGAAUGUUUCUAAUUCAAUUAUGCUUGCAAGCAACUGAUUAAACCAUCAUGUCAACACUCAAAGCGUUAUUUGUCGAAAUAUUGCUUUAAGCACAUGAGAGCUACAGAAUAGCAGUGUUGGUAUUGGUCAGAUUGGAUAUGACAGACUUACUUGUUUUCUUGUACAGGAUUUAUUCCUCGUAGAGCUGAGUCUCACUGAAACUCCUUGAGAUUCCUAAAACUGUAUUGUGCGUGUGGAGUUCUGACAGAUUAAUAAAGUCUGGCUAUCCACCAGCACUGAGGCCAUAAACCAAGAAGAGGGCUCUGGAUAAUUUCAUUACAAGCGAAAAACAUUCUGUGGACAUCUUGGCCGUCUACACUAAAAUCAAUGAGUUUUUUCCACUUUGUGUUUAAUAUGUAAAAACAAAACCCUUGACUCUGCCAAUGUCUUCUGUACCAGGGUAACAGGACACUGUUUUUGUACACAGUAUACAAUCGAGACUUAUUUUGACAUUAAACAUCAGUUUGAUUUAUGACAUUUUUAUUGCUUUCUGUCAGACCUCCCAGCCAACAGCAAUAAUCCAGUUUCGUAU